Messenger RNA from Heteronotia binoei (common prickly gecko), 3249 nucleotides. RefSeq names its product tRNA methyltransferase 10C, mitochondrial RNase P subunit (gene TRMT10C). Gene Ontology annotation, molecular function: tRNA binding. NCBI's taxonomy places the organism in Eukaryota, Metazoa, Chordata, Lepidosauria, Squamata, Gekkonidae. Gene Ontology annotation, biological process: mitochondrial tRNA 5'-end processing; positive regulation of mitochondrial translation. Gene Ontology annotation, cellular component: nucleoplasm; mitochondrion; nucleus. The record is from RefSeq and is a predicted model, not a curated record. The coding region runs from base 534 to 1829 and encodes 431 amino acids. The transcript is spliced from 3 exons.
CCUGUUUAGUUUAGGCAACAAAAAACUCAUGACGAUUCGGCCUGAAAACACCAUCUACCUUUCCAGCAUGGCGCUCGAAGCCACAACCGCGACGCAUGCGCACAAGUCCCUGAAGCCCGCAGGAAGGGAAUGAUCACAAAAGCUUCCCUCAAGACCCGCUUGGUAGGGUCGUUUUAGGACCUAGUGAUUGGCUUAGUAGCGCUCCUAUCAUGCUAGUGAACGACAACGCUACUGCCCUCGACGUUAUUCCGAACCAGGCGGAAUUUGCCAGGUGAUGCAGUCAUCGCGCCGAGUUGUAAUAUCCGGUGAGAGCGCUGCUCCUGUUUCCGGUGGGAAGAUGUUUAGGGACGGACCGGGCAAGUGUAGCGCGGAGGCGCGUUGCUUUAGUUACUUCAGGCUUUGGAAGUGGAUUAUUGCUGCAUUGCUGUUGUGAGUUGAUGCCUGCAAAGGAGAAGGCGGUACCAUACUGACUGAUCUGUGCUCUGGUCAUUAAAAAAACGAUCAGGUGAUUGUUGGAUACCACAGUUCCAAAAAUGAACAUUUUCAACAAGCAUCUGUUUAAUGUUAGAAGACUUGUUUUCCCUUUAGCUGUACAAGAUGGGAUAAAAAGAUUAUUUUUUAUAAAGCCUUGCAAGCUAACUACUUGCAGAACGUUUGUUUGGUCUCCUUGGCUGAGUAAAGAUUCCUCAUCAUCCAGCACUGAAAAAUUAGAUUUGGAUGGAUGGAAACAUGUUGUGCGGUCUGUUUCACAAGAAGAAACUGGUGAGAAAAUAUCAGAGAACGAUGGUGACUCUAGCUUAGCAGCUACUAGAGAACUUAUUGAGAUGUGGAGACUGUUGGGUAAAGCUGUUCCGGGACAUAUAAGUGAAGAACAAUUCAAAAUCUUAAUGGAAUGUCCUUCUAAGACUUCAAAAAGGAAGUAUUUAACAUUCCUGGCUAAAAAGGAAGCUACAAAGAGAGCUGAGAAAGAAAAGCGUGAAAAACAAAAGCAAAUAAGAGAGGAAGAGAUACAAAAAGCUAAGGAAAAUAAUAAUGGUGAAGCAAAGAAUACAUUUUUGAUGAAGUUUUGGUCCAGGUCAGAGGAUACUGUAUUCCACUGGCGGGCUGCUCAGUCUAUGAUCUUUGGUCAGCCACUGGUGUAUGAUAUGACCUAUGAAAACUAUAUGUCACACAAAGAAAUGGAAAAUGCAGUGAAACAGAUGAUGGAAGCUGAAGGAAUCAAUCGUAAAGCUGUAGAUCCAUUUCACUUGCAUUAUUGUAAUCUCAAUGUGGAUGGUCCUUAUUAUAAAUUGUUUCUCAGACGCUAUGGAGAAGCAUGGGAUAAGUUGUUUGUGACAAUGACAAAACAGAGUUAUGUUGAAGUCUUCCCACAAGAUCAGCUUGUCUACUUAACUGCUGAUUCUCCUAAUGUAAUGGAAAGGUUUGAGCAUGAUAAAAUCUAUAUAAUUGGAUCUCUAGUUGACAAGUCAAUACAGAAAGGAGUCUCCCUUGCCCAAGCAAAACGGCUGAAAUUGGCAACAGCGCGGCUUCCUUUGGAUGAAUACUUGCACUGGGAAGAAGGUGCUAAAAACCUUACUCUAGACCAAAUGAUGCAAAUCUUAAUGAGUUUGAAGGACACUGGGGAUUGGAUGAAAGCUUUUCAAUUUGUACCAAGAAGAAAACAUUCAGGUUUUGUAAGCCCUUCCUUUUAUUCAAAGCUUCAGCUUGCAACUCAAAAGAAAAUGAGGGUAUCUGAAAAAACAGCUGGACAAGAAAAGGCAAGCAGCCAGUAUGCAAAGAACUCCAUCAGGCAGCAAAUCCAGAGGAAGUGGUGGGAAGAUGUGUCUUAAUAUAUUGUUCACCAGAGUUGUGAGUUGCAGAUAUUUCUAAUUGAACUUGAAUGUGGUAAUGUUCACCUUAGUACUUUAAAAAAUGAUGGGCAAAUCCAUCCUUGUACUUAACUUGAAAAACAAUAUUUUAUGUGACCCAGCUGAACCCUUGAAGAAGUCCUAGGGUUUCUGCAGUUGCUCAGAAAGGAUGGUCACAACAGCCCCCAUGCCACAAACAAAUGCCUGUCCCCACUGCCUUACUUACCUUGCUCCUUCCCAGUUUCAGCAAUAGUCCUUACCUUUGUGAGUAACCAGCAACCAGGGAUUGUAAUCCCAGUUCCAGUAUUCCUGGUUAUCAUUUCCUAUUAGAAUGGAUUGAAAUUAUAGUUUGAAUUGGGAGGCCAAGUGAAUUAUAAGGUGAAAAAAACAAUAGUUCUCUUAAAAAUUGGCAAGCAGUGACAGCUGAGAAGAUCAGAAUUGCAAGAAUAUAUCCUGUCUUUAAAUGUUGGCUGUUUUUUGUCUUUUACACAUAUACACAGAGUCAGUUUCUCAGGAAGUGCGGAUAGUAGACCCAGUUUUGAAUUAAGCACUGAUUUAAAGAUCUCUGAUCGUGACUUGAAAAUGGACUGAGAAUUUCUGAAUUAAGUUGCAUUAUAAGCAUCUGCCCCCAUCUGAAGUUUUGCAAGCAUUUGAAACAUCUCCAGUGUUUCUUAUUUGCAUUGAAAUAAGUGGGAUUGUUUUAAUCAUGUUCUUUAAUACAUUUAUUAAAAUCAAUGAUAUUUGUGCCUGGUAGCAACAAAGAAUUUCUCUAAUAGUCCAGACUCUUAAUAUCAAAAUGUGACAAUGUAAGCAAAGACUGCCAAAAUUGAGACAUCCUAUUCCUACUAGGAGAGGGUAAAAGGCAUAAUGAAUAUUGUCUUAAAAAGUUACCUAUAACAGGGGUGGCCAACAGUUGCUCUCCAGAUUUUUUUUGCCUACAACUCCUAUCAGCCCCAGCCAGCAUGGCCAAUGGCUGGGGCUGAUAGGAGUUGUAGGCAAAAAAAACAUUUGGAGAGCUACCGUUGGCCAUCCCUGACCUAUAAGAUGAAGUCAGAAAAGAAUUGUGCCAAGAGAUGUAGUUUUCAUGGUUUGAAAAAGGGUCAUAGGGUAUUAUACCUGAAGUCUCUUAGAAAUUCUAGCCUCAGCAAUGCCCAUUUGAUUUUUUUUCCUUGCUUGUGCUGUAUUACAGGUGGAAAGCAAAUGAUAACUCAUCUUUACUGCAGAUGUUACAGUGGUUACAAUUAACUGUGGCUGCUUCAAACAGUUGUUGGGCAAGAAACUUCAGAGUACGUUUUUUUCAAGUAAAUUACAAAUAGACUGAUAAAGGAAUUAUAUAAAUGUAAAUAUUGUGAGAGCUGUCUUGAUACUGACAUUGUGGAAAAUAAAUACUGAUUUUGUUAAA